Molecule: messenger RNA, 405 nt
Organism: Saccharomycopsis crataegensis
Lineage: Eukaryota; Fungi; Ascomycota; Saccharomycetes; Ascoideales; Saccharomycopsidaceae
Exons: 1
Coding region: 1-405 (134 amino acids)
Biological process (GO): carbohydrate metabolic process
Molecular function (GO): hydrolase activity, hydrolyzing O-glycosyl compounds
Source: RefSeq, a predicted model, not a curated record
AUGCCUGUUCUUCAAAAGCCUCAGGCUAAUGAUGUUGAACCCAUGACUGGGCCCGCUACCUGUACAACGAGUGGUGAUGAUGAUGAUGAAUUUUCUGAUUUUGAAAGCGUAGAAACAGAAGAAUACUAUAGGUUGAAACAAUAUGAAAAUGGUGUGUCUCAGAUGAUUGAUGAUAUGCUUCACUUGUUGAACGGGAUUCCCCAGCGGCCGCAGAAUUCUCCUGCUUUGGAUAGCUUAAUUGACCGUUUUCUCUGCUGCAAAGUUAUUGAUGAUGAAAGAGAUUUUCGGUUCCUGAAUCAAACAAAUAAAAAGUUUCAUCAAAGAAACAACAGAUUUAGGAGAAGUGUGUAUCUUAAUGGGCUUGAUUUCGACUAUGAGUAUUAUUCUUCUAUUCGUAUUUCCUAA